Molecule: messenger RNA, 1215 nt
Organism: Naegleria fowleri
Lineage: Eukaryota; Heterolobosea; Eutetramitea; Acrasida; Naegleriidae
Exons: 3
Coding region: 1-1215 (404 amino acids)
Source: RefSeq, a predicted model, not a curated record
AUGUCCUUUCUUUGGGAUGCCUUGUUGUCAGCAGCUUCUCCUCCUCUCACUUUGAGUGCUGUGGGUGUUGCUUUGGUUGCUGUGUUGACAUUUGGAAAAUUAUAUUUCAAUGGAGGAAUGGUUCCAUCAUACUUGUUAAAUCACACCAAUUUGAACGGAAAGGUUGCAAUAGUGACAGGUCCAUCAUUGGGUGGUAUUGGAUUCGAAGCUGCUGCUUUUUUAUAUUCUCGAGGUGCCACAGUCAUUUUGGGAGUUCGUAAUGUUUCCAAUGGUGACAUGAUUCAACAAGAAAUUUUCAAAAAGUAUCCUACAAGUGAAUCAACAACAAAAUCAGAUUCUCAAAUUCAUGUCGUUGCUUUGGAUUUAUCUGAUCUACAAAGUGUGAAAUCUUUUACCAAGACAUUUAAAGAAAAAUUCGAUCGAUUGGACAUUUUAUUGAACAAUGCAGGUAUCAUGAUGACUCCACAUUCGACCACAAAACAAGGUGUGGAAAUUCAAUUUGGUACCAAUCAUUUAGGUCACUUUCUAUUAACUUAUUUAUUAUUGGAUUUGAUUAAAAUAUCGAAUGGUCGAGUAGUGAAUGUGAGUUCAAGAGCAGGAGAACACUGGGUAAAAGAAAAGGAUGAAUGUCAACAGGUCAUUCUCAAUGAUGGUGUGAACAGUGGUGGUAUUGAGAGGAGUGGUGGUGUGAACAGUGGUAGUGGUGGUGUUGAGAGGAGUGGUGGUGAUAAUAUCCAUUAUUCAAAAUUGAGUGGAUUCGCAUCCUUCACCUUAGAUACUGUUCAAGGAGAUUGCAAAGAGAUUCCUACUGAUCGAUUGUAUGGACGAUCCAAAUUUGCAAAUAUGGUCUUUACAAGAAGAUUGGAAAAGGAGUUGAGGAGAAAGGAUGAUGAUGAUGGUUGUACGACUCUGGCAAGUGCAUUUAGUCUUCAUCCUGGUGUCAUUCGUACUCAACUUUGGCGUCAUUUAAAUCCUCUCUAUUUCACUCUUGUUGCUCCUUUUUGGUGGUACAUCACAAAGAAUGCUUAUCAAGGUGCACAAACAUCCAUCUAUUUAUGUAUUGCACCUUUGAAUCAAUUGAAAGGAGGAAAUUAUUACUCGGAUUGCAAAUUAGAUGAUGCCUCUGAAAACCAAUUGGCACUCGAUGAAGAGUUACAAGAAAGACUCUGGAAUACAUCUUUGGAAUUGUGUCAACCAUUUUUGAAUCAAGAUUAA